GACGGUCAGAAGAGAGGACUGUGUGGCCCAGGGCGGCCGUCUUUUGAUCCUCAGACCUCAACCGCUGCUCCUCCCUUCUGGGCUGGUGCCUCAUUCGCAAAAUAAUUUUUUUUUUUUUUCCUGUUCUGGGGCUUGAACUCAAGGCUUCACCUUGCCAGACAGACAUUCUUUUGCUUGAACCAUGCCUCCAGCCUUCUACCUUUCUUUGUUUUCUUAUUUUUCUGGAAAAAGUCCGAAAACCUGUAAUGUGUCACAGGUCUAAGAGAGGGUGGCCCAGGAUUCCCCAAGAGGACAAUGGAGUCUGGAGCUCGACCAGUUGCCAGCUGCUGUAGCAGCUCUGCGGGGCUCUCACGGGAGUACAAACUAGUGAUGCUGGGCGCUGGUGGUGUGGGGAAGAGUGCCAUGACCAUGCAGUUCAUCAGCCACCGAUUCCCAGAAGAUCAUGACCCCACCAUUGAAGAUGCUUAUAAAAUCCGGAUCCGUAUUGAUGAUGAGCCCGCCAAUCUGGACAUUUUGGAUACAGCUGGACAGGCAGAGUUUACAGCCAUGCGUGAUCAGUACAUGAGGGCAGGAGAAGGGUUUAUCAUCUGUUACUCUAUCACGGAUCGCCGAAGUUUCCAUGAAGUUCGGGAAUUUAAACAGCUUAUUUAUCGAGUUCGACGUACUGAUGAUACACCUGUGGUCCUUGUAGGAAACAAGUCUGAUCUAAAACAGCUAAGACAGGUUACCAAGGAAGAAGGAUUGGCUCUGGCCCGAGAAUUCAGCUGUCCCUUUUUUGAGACCUCUGCUGCAUACCGCUACUACAUUGAUGAUGUUUUCCAUGCUCUUGUGCGGGAGAUACGUCGGAAAGAAAAGGAAGCAGUACUGGCCAUGGAGAAAAAAUCUAAACCCAAAAGCAGUGUAUGGAAGAGGCUAAAAUCACCAUUCCGGAAGAAGAAAGAUUCAGUAACUUGAGGGAGGAUGUGAAGUAUCCGUCAGUGAACUGCAGUGCUUGAUCAAAGCAGUCCAGUGACAUGCAAUAGUGAGCAUGGCAUCUGCUCUUUCUGCUGUUAUGACCGUUCUUACCAAUAUAACUGAUGAGGGGCUACGUCUACUAGGAGCUCUCAAUGAUGUGCUAUUUAAAAUAUUGUCUCUUAGUUGAUUCUGAUUUAUUAACCCAGUGGAGUACUGUCUGCUUAAAUUGUCACAUUAGAAUUUGAUCUAUCAUUGUUUGGGGUUGUGUUGCUGGUAUCAAUUAACUAGUGCAAAUUGUUUAUACCCAGGAGAA
Messenger RNA from Castor canadensis (American beaver), 1267 nucleotides. It is a transcript of the gene Rit1, whose product is annotated as Ras like without CAAX 1. Gene Ontology annotation, cellular component: membrane. Lineage: Eukaryota; Metazoa; Chordata; Mammalia; Rodentia; Castoridae. The record is from RefSeq and is a predicted model, not a curated record. Gene Ontology annotation, biological process: signal transduction. Gene Ontology annotation, molecular function: GTP binding; GTPase activity.